Aedes albopictus (Asian tiger mosquito) is the source of this 1347-nucleotide messenger RNA. RefSeq names its product RNA-binding protein with serine-rich domain 1-A. Gene Ontology annotation, biological process: mRNA splicing, via spliceosome. NCBI's taxonomy places the organism in Eukaryota, Metazoa, Arthropoda, Insecta, Diptera, Culicidae. Gene Ontology annotation, cellular component: cytoplasm; nucleoplasm; ASAP complex. The record is from RefSeq and is a predicted model, not a curated record. Gene Ontology annotation, molecular function: RNA binding.
AAGCUUUUGACGUUGUUGACAACCGCAAGAAGCCGACCCCGGGAGCAUUUUUCAUUUUGUCUGCCAUUGCUGCGGAAAAUUUCGAAAAUUUGUAUUGAUUUAUCGGGAAAAAGUACCAAAUUUCAGCUCGAAACCGGUCUCCGUUUAGCGCAAAAUGGCUCGAUCGAAAAAUCGCUCCGAAUCGGCCGAUUCGGACAAGGUAGAGAAAAAGCAGCGCGGCCGGGAGAAGGAACGCAAAAAGCGAAACUCCAGCAGCAGCGACAGCAGUGGAAGCUCAUCGGACAGCAGCUCAUCCCGCAGUAGCUCGGGAUCUCGAUCGAGUUCUUCAAGCAGCAGUUCGUCAUCAUCGAGUUCAUCGUCGUCGUCGAGCAGUGGAGCAGAGCGUUCUCGUACCAAGCGCAAAACCGCGACCAAAUCCCGUUCGCAUAGUGCUAGCCCGGCAACCAAGGAAGCGCCUGCUAAGGAAGUGAAACCACCUCGGCCAAAGUCCAAGGAAUGCAACGAACGUCGUAGCGCGGAACGCGGCGAUAAUGACAAAGAGAACAAGCAAGCCAAGGCGGCAUCGCCGGAAAGGGGUGCCGCUAAGGAUGCUCGUAGUCGUAGGUCCCGUUCCGGGUCGUCCAAACGGCGGAGGAAGGAACGCUCGGUGACACCGAAAGCCACUAGAAUACACGUUGGCCGGCUGACCAGAAACGUUACUAAAGAUCAUGUUAUGGAGAUCUUUGGUACAUUCGGGGAAAUCCGAACUGUGGACUUCCCCUUGGACCGUUUCCAGCCAUUUGGCAGAGGUUUUGCCAAUUCGGAGGGGGCGGAAAACGCCAUCAAGCACAUGGCCGGAGGGCAAAUCGAUGGCCAGGAAGUGACGGCCACUGCCAUCCUGGUACCGAAGAGUCGGCCGCCGAUGCGACGUCCGUCGCCCAUUAUGCGGAACAACCGGCCGCCGCCGCGUUGGCGCGGAGGGUCACCCAGACGCUAUCAACGCCGGUCUCCGAUUCGUCGUAGUCCCCGGCGCAGGCGCUCACGCAGUCCGGUCAGACGACGCCGCCACAGCAACAGCUCCGAUAGUUCCCGCUAGGGAUGUCAAAAGAUGCGGUUCAGAUCCACCGAAAUUAUCGUGUGUGAACACAGGCUGGUUUGUGCGUGUUACGAUCACUAACUAAACGUGAGAAAAUAUUGAACUCCCUUUCUUAGUAAUGAAUAAGCGAUACUGCAAAACAAAAUAAAAAUGUCAUGUUCGACAGGAAUGAAAUUUUCUGUCGGAUAUUUGAUUGUAACUCUAUCGAUGUAAGAACACAUAUUAAUGUAUGGAAAUAUAUGAUUUAAUAAAGAACAUAAUUUCAAGGCAAA